AUGUUCGUCAAGAGGCUGAGUCCUGCUGCUUGCUUCCGCGUGGCUGGAGAUUAUAUAAUGCCGCAGCAGAUGUAUCGCUUUAUAAAAAGUAUGAAUGCUGCUGUGCGUGCAGUGGUACGCAUGGGAAUCUAUGUAAAAGCCAAGGUGUAUUUUGUUUAUGAGGGUUACCAGGGAAUGGUUGAUGGAGGUGAUAAUAUUGUAGAGGUGUCAUGGGAAAGUGUUUCAAGUAUCCUGCAAGUGGGUGGUACAGUUAUUGGUAGCGCACGCUGCAAGUCCUUUCGUACUCGGGAGGGCCGCCUGCAGGCAGCCUACAACUUGGUUCAGAGAGGAAUCACUAAUCUUUGUGUGAUUGGCGGAGAUGGUAGCUUAACUGGUGCCAAUCUGUUCCGUGAAGAAUGGAGCGGACUUCUAGAAGAGCUGGCACAAAAAGGAAAGAUUGAUGAAGAGGCUGUUAAGAGAUAUGCUUACCUUAACAUUGUGGGAAUGGUUGGAUCCAUAGACAAUGACUUCUGUGGCACUGAUAUGACCAUAGGUACUGACUCAGCCUUGCACAGAAUCAUUGAAGUCGUGGAUGCCAUCAUGACCACUGCUCAAAGCCAUCAGAGGACAUUUGUUCUGGAGGUUAUGGGGAGACACUGUGGGUAUCUAGCUCUUGUUAGUGCCUUAGCCUGUGGUGCAGAUUGGGUAUUUAUUCCGGAAUACCCCCCAGAAGAAGGAUGGGAAGAUUCAAUGUGUGUUAAGCUUUCAGAGAAUCGUGCACGAAAGAAAAGGCUGAAUAUUAUUAUUGUAGCUGAAGGAGCUAUUGAUUGCCACAACAAACCUAUAACGUCAGAGAAGGUUAAGGAUCUUGUGGUUCAGCGGCUCGGUUUUGACACUCGAGUAACUAUCUUGGGUCAUGUGCAAAGAGGUGGAACCCCUUCAGCUUUUGACAGAAUUUUGGCAAGUCGUAUGGGUGUGGAAGCUGUACUUGCCCUUUUAGAAGCUACUCCAGCUACCCCUGCCUGUGUUGUGUCACUGUCUGGAAACCAGGCUGUCCGUCUGCCUUUGAUGGAGUGUGUGCAGAUGACUCAAGAAGUCCAGAAAGCCAUGGAUGAGGGAAGAUUUGUUGAGGCUGUGAGGCUUCGUGGAACGAGCUUUGAAAACAACCUUAACACCUACAAAUUACUGUCACACAAAAAACCAGAUGCCGAGCUUCCAAAGACUAAUUUUAAUGUAGCAGUUUUAAAUGUUGGUGCCCCUGCAGCUGGAAUGAAUGCUGCAGUGAGGGCUGCAGUGAGAGUUGGCAUAACUGAAGGACAUAAAAUGUUUGCUGUCAUUGAUGGAUUUGAAGGUUUUGCUAGAGGGAAGAUAAAGGAAAUCAGCUGGGGAGAUGUUGGAGGCUGGACAGGUCAAGGAGGAUCGAUCCUUGGUACAAAACGUACUCUUCCUGCAAAAUAUUUGGAGAAGAUUGCUGACCAGAUGCGUACUAACAACAUUAACGCCCUUAUGGUUAUUGGUGGAUUUGAGGCAUACCUCGGACUUCUGGAAUUGUCAGCUGCCCGAGAGAAAUAUGAUGAAUUCUGUGUUCCAAUGGUUAUGGUUCCUGCAACUGUAUCCAACAAUGUACCGGGUUCAGAUUUCAGCAUUGGUGCAGAUACUGCUCUGAACACUAUCACUGAUGUAAAGCAUGGAAAGACAGUGGAAAUGAUGAAAAUCAUAUGCCAGUAUUGUGCAACAAUUCUUAUGAAACCACAUCUGGAAGGAGAAAGUAAAGUGCUUGCGGACAUUGUAAAAUCCAAGACAGAAAAAGAUACUUUUUUUUUAUUCAUCAUUGAGACCAUGGGUGGUUACUGUGGUUAUCUGGCUAAUAUGGGGGCCCUUGCGGCAGGAGCUGAUCCUGCUUAUAUCUUUGAAGAACAGUUUGAUAUUCGAGAGCUCCAGGCUAAUGUGGAACACUUGACUGAAAAAAUGAAAACCAGUAUCCAGCGUGGUCUAGUGCUGAGAAAUGAGAACUGCAAUGAGAACUACACAACUGACUUUAUUUAUCAGCUGUAUUCUGAAGAAGGAAAAGGAGUGUUUGACUGUCGAAAAAAUGUAUUGGGCCACAUGCAGCAGGGUGGUGCACCUUCGCCAUUUGAUAGAAACUUUGGGACAAAAAUUUCUGCAAAAGCUAUGCAGUGGAUCUCCAGAAAACUGAAAGAAACGUACAGAAAAGAAGAAGGAAAAGUAUUUGCCAAUACCGAUGACUCAGUUUGUUUGCUGGGAAUGCGUAGACGCAACCUUGUUUUCCAACCAGUGGCUGAGCUUAAAACUGAAACAGACUUUGUACACAGAAUUCCCAAGGAGCAAUGGUGGCUGAAGCUGCGACCACUGAUGAAAAUCCUGGCCAAGUACAAGACUAGUUACGAUGUUUCAGAUUCAGGCCAGCUGGAGCACGUUGCUAUGCGCAGCCCAAAGGAAGCAGAAACCGGGGCCAUCUAAAGAGAUCACUUUUAGAUUGUUGUAAUAGAUGCACAUUGUAACAAUGCUUUAGAAUCGUUACAGCUUUGUUUUGUAACACUUAAAUUAUUGUACCAGCACUUUAUGUGAACCAAGACAUUCAGAUCUCGCACAGGUCUUGUCCUGUAUUUGUGUUACAUUUGAAACAAACCCUAGCAUCUAAUGGAUAAGCACCGUUUACUGAUACUACCCUUUAACAGGAAGUGCAACACGGUUCUAUGCACUCUGUAAGUUACUCGUCUACUGCACUUUGUUUCAGAGUACUUACACCCCAAAAAUAAAGUGUAGAUGGCUAGCUUUGUGUUGAGUUACAGGAUGUGCUUAAUGUAUCUGAAGUAAAAUAAAGUACUGUUGCAACUAUCA
This is a messenger RNA of Opisthocomus hoazin, 2841 nucleotides long. NCBI's taxonomy places the organism in Eukaryota, Metazoa, Chordata, Aves, Opisthocomiformes, Opisthocomidae. The record is from RefSeq and is a predicted model, not a curated record.